UUAUUUAAAUAACGUGAGGAAUUAAAAUGAUUUUCAGAACAGAGCAGAGCAGCCAUGAAAAGCAAGCAAGAUGACCACUGACAACACAAAACACUCUCCUCAAUAUCCUCUCCUUCUUCCCUCUCUUACCUUCUUCAUGGAUAUUUCUACCCAAUUCUUCCAUUCACAAGCCUGCAAUUCUCAUAAUACUCCUCCCUUUUCAUAGAACAACCUUUCUCCGGUGACAAACCACUCUGUUUUUCCCUUCCUUGUUUCACUCGAUUUCAAUGUUAGACCUCAAUCUCCGCGUUCUCCCCGGAGAUUUCACUUCCGGUGGAACCGAUUUACAACCCUUCAAUUUUUCUCCUUCCGCAGUUGAGAGUCCCAUUUCAUCCUCCGUCCUUAACGCCGAUCAUUCCAACGUCAAUGGCGAUGACGACUCUUCUUCCAAUGCCGAUUGUGGGUUCACUUUCUCUUUCAGCAUCCUCAACAACAGCAACGAUGAUCAGCGCGACCGGAAGGCUCAUUUUCCUGUCGCCGGCGGGUUUUCCUCCGAUGUCUAUUCUCAGAGGAAAGGGGUGGACUCCGAUUUUGUUAGAGCCACUAACGGAAUCAUGGUUCAACAAUCUGCUCAUCCGGUGAAAAAGGGUCGGCGAGGCCCCAAAUCAAGAAGCUCCCAGUAUCGAGGGGUUACGUAUUAUCGCAGAACAGGGAGAUGGGAAUCGCAUAUCUGGGAUAGUGGGAAACAAGUCUAUUUGGGCGGUUUUGAUACUGCUCAUUCUGCAGCCAGGGCUUAUGAUCGAGCUGCAAUAAAGUUUCGAGGAGUUCACGCUGAUAUAAAUUUCAAUAUCAACGACUAUAAUGAAGAAAUUAAACAGAUGGGUAAUUUUAGUAAAGAGGAGUUUGUACAUAUUCUUCGAAGGCAGAGCACUGGAUUUUCAAGAGGAAGUUCUAAAUUCAGAGGUGUUACUCUGCACAAAUGUGGGAGAUGGGAAGCUCGAAUGGGGCAGUUCUUGGGGAAGAAGUAUGUGUAUCUUGGGCUGUUUGAUAGUGAGAUAGAGGCUGCAAGAGCAUAUGAUAAGGCUGCCAUAAAAUAUAAUGGAAGGGAAGCUGUUACCAAUUUUGAUCAGAGUUCCUAUGAGAUGGAGCUUGCUUUUGAAUCUGAAAACCAAGACACGGGUGAUAUUGACUUGAACUUGGGUAUUGCUCCUCCUUGUCCAUCUGAAGAUCAAAAGGACAACCUUAAUGGCUGUGCUCCAAGUAAUUUGUGUAACUUAAACAAAUCAAAUUCUGAGAGAUCUGAGUUCAUAAUGCAGCUUGAGAAACAUGCUUCUAUGGCUACAAGAGCAAACCCUUCUGUUUUGAGUUCUCCGAAUUUCUUUCCUACCUACCAGGAGAGAGCAAUGGAGAAGAAAAUGGAAGUUGAAUCUUUACCGAACUGUUGCUGGCGGCCAAUCUCAAUGCCCUACGGCGGAGCAACUUCAGUCCCUUUCUUCUCCACUGCAGCAUCAUCAGGAUUCCCUUCUUCUCCGGCCGCCAUUCCUCCGCCCUCUCCUCGCCAUCUUCUUCCAUUGCCGCCAUUCCUCCACCACCAUAUUCCGCCUUCUAUUCCAGCCACUAAUGCCGUAACUCAUUUCUAUUGCAAGACCUGAGAACCCAACACAAAGCACCCAACCUAAUUAUUCAUUCUCAUAGUUUCUAUGUUGGCCUUUUCUUUUCUUUUCUUUUCUUUGUACAUUCUGAGAGACGAAAACCAAACCGAUGGAUUCGUGUUAUUGGUCGGUCUUCAAAUUCAAUAACAAUUUUGUUUCUUAAAUUUAUGUUUAUCAACAUUUUCUUUUUAAAUUCUGCUUCUUUUUAUAACAAUUGAAUAGUAGCAGAUUGAA
Cucumis melo (muskmelon) is the source of this 1865-nucleotide messenger RNA. RefSeq names its product APETALA2-like protein 3. The transcript has 10 exons. The coding region runs from base 267 to 1631 and encodes 454 amino acids. The record is from RefSeq and is a predicted model, not a curated record. NCBI's taxonomy places the organism in Eukaryota, Viridiplantae, Streptophyta, Magnoliopsida, Cucurbitales, Cucurbitaceae. Gene Ontology annotation, biological process: regulation of DNA-templated transcription. Gene Ontology annotation, molecular function: DNA binding; DNA-binding transcription factor activity.